UGCGCCCGUCUAGACGAGACGUGAUUCGUGAGCUCGGAUCUAAGAAUAGCUCGAAUCACACUCGCACAGCCAUCCCUUUCGACGGAUUUCAGUACGACCUGUACCGCGAACGAUUCGUGUCACGAAAAUCACCCAUCGGGAACGUCACCACCAGUCCGACCAAGGGAAGAAGAGCAUCGCUGAAAAUUUGAUCGUGAAAAUACUCGAGAAAAGCGUUCGUUGGUGAACCAUUCACAGCCGGUGUGUGAACAGACAAGACAAGUGGGACUCUACAGGUGUUGAAACAACAUGUGAAAAUUAUUUGUUCAUAUAUGAGCAUCCAAUCAGAUACUAUUCAUAAUUUCUUACCUCAAUUUGAUGGUAGAAAAUGUAUCCCCAGCCAAGCUAAUCGAUAUCAUCGCCUGAAAAAGAAAAAAAGAAGAUAUAUUUGGAUGUGAUUUAUUGAGUGCAUAACGGAAGAAGUGUCGAGUGUUUGUGUGAUUGGUCACGAAAAAGGCAAGGUUAAAGCAAAGGGUGACGAAGAUAUAGUAGAAAAGCAUUUUUCUUUUCUUUUCGGGUGGAAACGAAGGAAAGCCCCUUACCGAAGACCACCAUCUGACCGUAAGUGGGGCGGGAAGAAAGCAGCGACAGUGCAGUGGAAGAGUAUUUGUGAAAGAGGUGACACCGAAGAAGGGAAAGCUGAACGACAACGGAAACGAGUAGCGUCUGAAAAUGCUAACCUUGAAAAAGAGAUUUCCAUCACUGCAGAGUCUUGGCUCGGAUGGAAACACGUCGUUUCUGCGCGCAGCUAGAGCAGGCAAUCUAGAAAAAGUUUUAGAACAUCUUAAAAAUAACAUCGACAUCAAUACUAGCAAUGCGAAUGGCUUGAACGCAUUACAUCUUGCAUCGAAGGAUGGUCACGUGGCCGUGGUGUCGGAGCUGUUGGCUCGCGGUGCCACCGUUGAUGCGGCCACUAAGAAGGGCAAUACCGCACUGCACAUCGCUUCGCUGGCCGGUCAAGAAGAAGUAGUUAAGUUGUUGAUCCAGAACAAUGCUUCCGUUAAUGUGCAAUCGCAGAAUGGCUUCACGCCGCUGUACAUGGCCGCGCAAGAGAACCAUGAUUCGGUAGUGCGCCUGCUGCUGUCGAAUGGAGCAAACCAGAGUUUGGCCACUGAAGAUGGGUUCACACCGUUGGCUGUCGCUAUGCAGCAGGGCCACGACAAGGUGGUGGCUGUAUUGCUCGAGAGUGAUACCCGUGGUAAAGUUCGCUUGCCGGCUUUGCAUAUUGCAGCAAAGAAAGACGAUGUCAAGGCAGCUACGCUACUGCUGGAGAAUGAUCAUAAUCCGGACGUUACAUCCAAGUCGGGAUUUACGCCACUGCACAUCGCGUCGCACUACGGCAAUGAAGCCAUGGCCAAUCUUUUGAUACAAAAGGGUGCGGAUGUGAACUACGCUGCCAAGCAUAACAUCAGCCCGCUGCACGUGGCCGCCAAAUGGGGAAAAACCAACAUGGUAGCAUUGCUGCUGGAGAAAGGCGCCAAUAUUGAGAGCAAGACUCGCGAUGGCCUAACGCCGUUACACUGCGCUGCGCGCUCCGGUCACGAGCAGGUCGUCGAUAUGCUGCUGGAGCGAGGAGCCCCCAUCAGCGCCAAGACGAAGAACGGCCUAGCGCCACUGCAUAUGGCAGCCCAGGGGGAGCACGUAGAUGCAGCCCGCAUACUGCUGUACCAUCGAGCGCCGGUUGACGAAGUGACCGUUGACUAUUUGACGGCACUGCACGUUGCUGCCCACUGCGGACAUGUCCGUGUCGCAAAACUUCUGUUAGAUCGCAAUGCUGACGCCAAUGCACGUGCGUUGAAUGGGUUCACACCGUUGCACAUCGCGUGUAAAAAGAACCGCAUCAAGGUCGUCGAGCUGUUGCUGAAGCAUGGCGCCAGUAUUAGCGCGACUACGGAGAGUGGCUUAACACCACUGCAUGUAGCUUCGUUUAUGGGAUGCAUGAACAUCGUCAUCUACUUGCUGCAGCAUGAUGCCAGUCCGGAUGUACCGACAGUUCGAGGAGAAACACCGCUUCAUCUGGCAGCUAGAGCUAACCAGACCGAUAUAAUCCGCAUUCUGCUACGCAAUGGCGCCCAGGUCGAUGCUCGCGCUCGCGAACAGCAAACCCCACUGCACAUCGCGUCCCGGCUUGGCAACGUGGAUAUCGUGAUGUUGCUACUGCAGCACGGUGCCCAGGUCGAUGCCGUCACCAAGGACAUGUACACGGCGCUGCACAUCGCCGCCAAGGAGGGCCAGGACGAGGUUGCCGGAACACUGCUAGAGAAUGGUGCCCAAAUUGAUGCUGCAACAAAGAAGGGAUUCACGCCUCUACAUUUGACUGCCAAAUACGGCCACAUCAAAGUUGCUGAACUGCUUCUCACGAAGAACGCUCCAGUCGAUGCUCAAGGCAAGAACGGUGUCACUCCAUUGCACGUAGCGAGUCAUUACGAUCAUCAAAAUGUAGCGCUUCUGCUGUUAGAAAAGGGAGCAAGCCCACAUGCAACGGCUAAGAAUGGCCAUACACCGUUGCAUAUUGCCGCGCGCAAGAACCAGAUGAGCAUUGCCACAACUCUGCUACAAUACGGAGCUAAUGCCAACGCCGAAAGCAAGGCCGGAUUCACUCCAUUACAUUUGAGUGCACAGGAAGGUCAUCAUGAAAUGUCGGCACUCCUGUUGGAACAGAAAGCCAACCCAGAUCAUCAGGCCCGCAAUGGUCUAACGCCUCUACAUCUUUGCGCACAGGAAGACCGCGUCAAUGUUGCACAAGUUCUGGUCAAACAUGGUGCCGACACGCAAGCUCAUACCAAGGCCGGUUAUACACCGCUGCAUGUCGCAUCACACUUUGGCCAGGCCAAUAUGGUACGCUAUCUUAUCCAACAAGGCGUAGACAUCAACGCUUCAACCGGCAUCGGUUACACGCCGCUACAUCAAGCUGCCCAGCAAGGUCAUUGCCAUAUUGUUAACAUAUUGAUCGAAAACAAAGCCGAUCCAAAUGCCAUCACCAACAGCGGUCAAACAUCUCUUAAGAUCGCCCAAAAGCUGGGCUACAUCAGUGUACUGGAUUCGCUGAAGUCGGUAACCGAUACGGAGACCGCUCCAGAUCAACCGCCAUCCGAAGAGAAGUAUCGCGUCGUCGCUCCGGAAGCCAUGCACGAAACGUUCAUGUCCGAUUCCGAGGAGGAAGGAGGCGAAGAUACUGUCCUCUCGGAUCAACCAUACCGCUACUUGACCGUCGAUGAGAUGAAAUCUCUCGGCGACGAUUCGCUUCCAAUAGACGUUACUCGCGAUGAGCGACACGAUUCAAACAAGAUGACACAGAGUACGGAUUCGCACCAGUUUCCGCCGACGGCAAUGGAGGACUCCAUCAGCCCACAGCACAUGUCAAUGGUGCAGUCCGGCAUUUCCGUUACCGACUUUGCUGAUAACAUUAACAUCGAACGGCAGUCCCAUAUCGGAAAGCUACACUGGAAGAAUUUCCUGGUAUCGUUCCUGGUGGACGCCCGCGGAGGCGCGAUGCGUGGCUGCCGCCACAGUGGAGUGCGCAUUAUUGUUCCCCCGCGAUCGGCAGCGCAGCCCACGAGGAUUACGUGCCGCUACGUCAAGCCGCAGCGCACAUUGCAUCCACCGCCGCUAAUGGAAGGAGAAGCGUUGGCCAGCCGGGUACUAGAGCUGGGUCCAGUUGGGGCUAAGUUUCUAGGUCCGGUCAUCAUGGAGGUACCACAUUUUGCCUCCCUCCGCGGAAAGGAACGCGAGAUUGUGAUUCUUCGCUCGGACAAUGGUGAAACAUGGCGGGAGCAUAACAUCGACAUGUCUGACGAGAUCAUUCACGACGUGCUGAACGAUUGUUUCGAGGCCGAAGACCUCGCUCAACUGGACGAACUGGGCGGUGGGCGGAUCUGCCGCUUCGUCACCUACGACUUCCCGCAGUACUUUGCGGUCAUCUCGCGCAUCCGCCAGGAGGUGCACGCCAUCGGACCGGAGGGUGGCAUGGUGUCCAGCACCGUGGUGCCCCAGGUGCAGGCUGUCUUCCCGCAGGGUGCCCUCACCAAGAAGAUCAAAGUCGGGCUGCAGGUAAAUUUGUUCAAGCCACGCAAGGGGGUUGCGCCGGAAAAGCUGCGCAAGAUCAGCGUCAACCAUGUACCGAAGAAGAAGCGCUUCUCGCUGAUCUGGUAGAAAGGGCAGCAGGAAACAGCUCGCGUGAAUAUGAGUGGAAUUCGGUAGUCGGUAGGCAGAAGGGUAGGAAACAAGGCGUUUGCUAGUGAAGAGUGAAAUUUUCGAAAAUAUGGUUCAGGAAUGCUUCCAGGGAUUUUGAAGGUGUUCAUUUUAUGUCAAUAAUUAAGUUAUAGUUGCGAACGCGUCCAUAUUGCAUGCUCUCGCCAUCGUUGUGUCGUUAUUGUAGGAAAACAGUUCAUCGAAUCAAAAUUUGCUUUUUAUGGAAUAUUUUCGUAAAAUUAUUUGCUCAUAAUAAGAAGCGCUAAACGUUUGGCAACUUUAAAGUAUUCGCGUAUUUAAUCCAAUAAAGAACGACGCUAAUCAAAACACUAAGCAUGAGGUGCAAUGACAUUUUAGUUCGUGUGGUUCUGAAUGUUGCAUUUAUACUCAAAUUACUCAUCAUACCCAUCAAUUACAAAAAUCAAUCCAUUGAAUUUAUGGCAAAAACAUAUUUAAUAUACUAUUAAACACUCAAUAACAAAACCCGGUACACAUUAGACAUACUCUUACAACCACAGCGAUAAGUUCUAUCAUCUAUUGCAAAAGUAGAGUAGAACGUAAACAAAAUGAACAGAGCUGUUCAAUGUUUUGUUAGAUUUGAUUGAACAAAUCUUAAUGCAAACGUUUGACUUAGUCUCGUGAGUUCAUUACUUACCACAUGUGCAAUCGAGUAGACAUAAUACUCAUGGGCUAUAGAGUCUCAACGCCCAUGUCGUAUUCGUCAGAAACACAUUUAUGAUACAAUAAAAUAGGGUACUGCCCUUCGAAACACAUAAUCAAACAUACACACAUGAAAACUCUCAUUACUGCAUCUCUAAAUUCUAUAUUAAUCUCUAUAUAAUACGAUUACUUCAUUGAAUGUUUUUGAAAUACACAUAUCAAGACUUUAUUGUCGGAGUGAGGUUUACGGAAUCUGUGAUCAUUGCGUUUCAGAAUUUACCAAACUAGGGUAACUGUUCUGGUUCUUCACCUCAGAGCAAAAACAAAGGAUUUUGUUUUAUUUUUUUCAUUUGACAUGUUUAUUAUUUCUGUUAUUUUUUUAACAGUGCGCAUACGUGAUAGUUGAUGAAAUUGGUGCUUUGUUUCAUUAUUUUGAGAUAAAACCUAUUUAUUACAAUGAGAUGGAAAUGGGAACAUGAAACAGUAUUUGGAACUGCAUAGUUUCGGAUAAGGAUAGCCUUACACUUUGUGAAAAUUUUGCACAUACGUACCCCUGUACCCCCCUCAAACGGAAUUUUCAAUUUACCUCAACGAAAUUUUUUGAAUUUCGCUUCUUAAAAAAUAUAUUGCCACAAAAUACAAAUACAAGACCCCCCAUGUGUAAGAUAACUCAACCACAAAUUCAUAAUAUCUCGAAAGUUAAGAAUAAAACACAAAUUCCUUCGUUUUUUCUGGUUAUAUGCGUUAAAUGAAAAAUAUUUACAGGAGUUGGAUGAAAAUCAAUCGGAAUAGUAAUUCUCCUAUUUAUUUUAUUUCUAAUAAUAUUGUUUAGUACUAGCAGAUCGGACCCUGCCUUACUCGGACUAAGAACAGUUGUCUAUUAUAUGUAAAAUUCUUACAGCAUCGCAUUCUAAAUUGUUUUAUGAUACGAUUUCUUUACAGCCUAUUUUUUUUAAAUUCUUGAGAUUUUUCAACAAGCCCUUUCUUUAUCUAUACCAUAAACAGUGUUCUUACACUAUGGAGCUCAAGAAAAAUUGAGUGUCUAUAAAAAUCUUAAAAUCUAUGAAAUCUUGCAGAUCGAUUAAUACGUUCGUGAGUUCAUGGUGUUUCUAUGGGGAAAUAUUAUUUUUCAAAAAUCAGUAUCUCUGAAACACCCUCCACGUGAAAGUAAAUGCUAAAUAGGUAAACUAAAAAAAUUUAUCGGGGGAUCUAGAACAAUUUUUAUUUUUUUUCACUAUUUUGGUGCAAACUCCAUAGAAAUCUUAAAUGAUAGCUGAUUAAACCCCCCCAAAAAUGUAUGGAAAAAUGACCCCCGAUAGAACAUUUUAAAAGUGCACCUACGUGAAAGAGGAAAACCUAUACUUUCGUGUAGUCAGUGUUUUAGAGAUACUGAUUUUUUGAAAAUAAGCCUCUUCGGACAAACACACCGUGGAGUUGAAUUGUGUCAAAGGAAACGUUAAAUCACUUUCAUGAUAAAUUAUAGAUAAAUAUCCAUUUAAAUAUUCUUGUUUAUAAAUAGUCACAAAUAUGAAGCUAUAUAUAGCAUUGAAAAGUAUUAUUCGUAGACUUCAUGCUUGAUAAUAAUAUUUCAAAAACAAUCAAUGAAAACUCGCACCCAACAUCUCAUACAAUUUAAAUUCCAAUGAAAUAAGUAUUACAAAACUAUGCCAAAGAUAAUUCCAUGGAAGUAAUCAUUUGAUCUCGAAGUAUCACGUUAAAAUGUCAUUGAUCUCACAUAUAUUCAACAUUACAUAGUAUUAGUUAUUUUCUCACUUAAACAAGACUACUUUUUUCGAUUUCUAACCAAAUGUUUAGGCUAUAAUCAUUUUCAUUGCAUUUAACAAACAAAAAACGAACACGCUGCAGUGUGGAAAACAUUAGCAUUCUUUAUUCUGUCAGUCAGUAAACAUUGAUAUGUAUUAACAUAAUAGCAUAUAAAUCAAAGAACAACGCGCGAAGAGAUUGUUUGAAUAUUGAAUAAAUAAAUCCCAAUGCAAUUAAUACAAGUCGACUUGUACUACUACUAUUACAACUAAACUAAACUCAAAAGAGUGCCCAAUAAAUUUAGUUCUUUUGAUGAAAACUACCCGAA
Molecule: messenger RNA, 6982 nt
Organism: Armigeres subalbatus
Lineage: Eukaryota; Metazoa; Arthropoda; Insecta; Diptera; Culicidae
Product: ankyrin-3-like
Exons: 11
Coding region: 712-4191 (1159 amino acids)
Cellular component (GO): cytoplasm
Molecular function (GO): protein binding
Source: RefSeq, a predicted model, not a curated record